Molecule: messenger RNA, 576 nt
Organism: Cyclocybe aegerita
Lineage: Eukaryota; Fungi; Basidiomycota; Agaricomycetes; Agaricales; Hemipholiotaceae
Source: the annotation of a GenBank genome assembly
AUGUCAAGCUUAUGUUUGAGCGACUUGCAGGAUGACCUUGAAUCUUUCUUCUACGUCAUCCUUUUCUUCACGCUGCAAUAUCUGCCAGUCAGGUUCUCCCAAGUGGAACUUGUAGAUCUCAUGGAGUCUAUCUUUGAAGAAUCCAAAUUUGACCCUACCCUCGGGAUGGUCGUUGGCGGUCACGCAAAGGCAAGAUUGCUUUUGGCUGGAGAUUCUCCGCUUGUGAACUUCAUGUUCUUGGCGAACUCUCCCAUGAACGCCUGGAUGGAGCAGUCCUGGGAUGCCUUUGAGCAAUUCCACAAUUAUCUCUACAAAGAGCAAAGGAGGGCUACCAGAGCAAGAAUAAUGAAUCCAGCCAAUUCUGCUCACAGCAUCAACCUAGCAAACGAGAGGCCGACUAUGCUUGCAGCGGGCCACAUCUACCUUUGUGAUCACGACCACUUUCUCAAAAUAUUUGAGGAUGUACUCGCUUUGGAAGAUUGGUCCGACUUGCAUCACACUAGGGCUGCCAUGCACCAAUUCGUCAAUUCCGAACUGGCGAAGCAGCGUCCUGGGACCAAGUGGAUGCACGAAUGA